AAAAAAUGACGCGUUGUUCUUUCUUUCUGUUUGGAGUGUCACCCAAAAUUAAAGUGAGAUUUUUUUUCAUGAUGAAGCAGAACAGAAGAAAAAAAAUGAGAUCUUAUCAGCACUACGACGAAAGCCUUUUACCAACCAAGAUAAAGUUAUCUUUUCAACCAAUAGUAUCAGGGCUGAAUCGAAUCUCUAUUGGAAGUUAGCAAGACAGACAGAUAGCAGCACCAACACCAACACCAACAUUUGAUUUCAUCCUUACAUUCCUUUGUUAAAAAGUUAUAGAUAGAUAUCCUCAUUCAUUUCAUUUCAUUCAUUCAUUCAUUAUGUCACUUGAUCCAGAAACUCGUAGGAAACUUUUAUUAUUACAAAAGACAGGCGAAAAUAAGAAAUGUGCUGAUUGCUCAGCUCCUAAUCCUCAAUGGGCUUCUCCAAAGUUUGGGAUUUUCAUUUGUUUGGAAUGUGCUGGGAUUCAUAGAGGUUUAGGUGUUCAUAUUUCAUUUGUAAGAUCAAUUACAAUGGAUCAAUUUAAACCUGAAGAAACUUUAAGAAUGGAAAAAGGGGGUAAUCAAAAGAUUAAAGAAUAUUUCAUUAAAAAUGGUGUUGAUAUAACUUUACCUGCUAAAUUAAAAUAUGAUAAUUAUGUUGCUGAAGAUUAUAAAGAAUUAUUAACGGCUGAAAUUGAAGGUAAAGAAUUUAUUGCAAAAGAUCAUACUGGAAAGACUUUACCAACAGCUGCAUCAAUCCUUUCCAAUCAAUCAUCUCAUAACAAUUCAACUUCAAAUAUAAAUCAAGAUCCAAUUCAAUCUCGUAGAAAUACUCCAACUUUAUCCAAUGAUCGAUUAAAAAAUGAAGCUUAUUUCGCUGAUUUAGGGAAUAAAAAUGAAACAAGAUCAGAAAAUUUACCUCCAUCUCAAGGAGGGAAAUAUACCGGAUUUGGUAAUACUCCAGCUCCAACUACUGCCAAUGGUAAUUCUUCAUUAAGUGGAUUUACUUUAGAUAAAUUACAAACUGAUCCAUUAGGAACUUUUACUAAAGGUUGGGGAUUAUUUUCUUCAUCAGUUGCCAAAUCAGUUAAUGAAGUUAAUGAAAGUGUAAUUAAACCAGGUAUUUCUCAAUUACAACAAAGUGAAUUUGGUAAUGAAGCCAAAAGAGCCAUGGCUCAAUUUGGCCAAAAAAUGCAAGAAACUGGUAAAUAUGGUCAAGAAACGUUUACUACAUUCACUGGUGAUGUUCAAGAUAAAGGUCUUAAUAAAACUUUAGAUCAAAAUUUUGGAAAAUUAUUUGGAAAUUUAAAUAUUGUUGGAUCAUCUCAACAAGAUGAAGUUCCAUCUGCAUUUGGCCUUUCAAGACCUCAAGAAAAGACUAGUUUAGGUGGUUUCAGUGGUGGAUCUACUGCUACUGCUGCUUCUAAAAAGCAUGAUGAGGAAGAAGAUAAAUGGGAUGACUUUUAGAUUGCUGAGUCUGAUUCUCUUGUAUAGUUACUUUUAAUCUUUGUUUUUUUUUACUUUGUUUCUUUUACUUUUUAUGUUUGUUAUAUUUAAAUAUUUUUGGUUUUGAUGCA
Messenger RNA from Scheffersomyces coipomensis, 1558 nucleotides. It is a transcript of the gene AGE3, whose product is annotated as Age3p. NCBI's taxonomy places the organism in Eukaryota, Fungi, Ascomycota, Pichiomycetes, Serinales, Debaryomycetaceae. Gene Ontology annotation, biological process: regulation of ARF protein signal transduction; regulation of endocytosis. Gene Ontology annotation, cellular component: Golgi membrane. The coding region runs from base 321 to 1448 and encodes 375 amino acids. The record is from RefSeq and is a predicted model, not a curated record. Gene Ontology annotation, molecular function: GTPase activator activity. The transcript has a single exon.